Paramecium sonneborni is the source of this 1186-nucleotide messenger RNA. The record is from the annotation of a GenBank genome assembly. NCBI's taxonomy places the organism in Eukaryota, Ciliophora, Oligohymenophorea, Peniculida, Parameciidae.
AUGAAAAAAUUGCUUGUCGUAUCAGGACUUACAGGAUCAGGAAAAUCAACAGUAGUUUAAAUAUUAAGUGAAUAAUUAAAAACACCAGUGAUACCUGUAGAUUCUCUGUAAGUAUGAAUUGUUAUAUAAGUUUAGAUUUAUAAGAAUUGGCCAAUAUCAAGUAAUUGGCCAAAAAAUAAAGAGACUUAUAAAUUGAUAGGAAAAUAUGAUGGUUUAAAAUAGAGUAUCACAAGCUAUCAUUUUAAAAAAGAUGUUUUAGAAAUAUUGAAAUAAACUGAUAAUCCUAUUUUGGAAGGGGGAUGUUGUUUCUUUUUAAAUUAUUUACUUAACUCAAGAAAAGAGUAAUUUUCAGAUGAGAAAAUUAAAGCUGCAGAUUAAGAGGCAUUAAAAUUAUUACAAAAUUGUGAAGAUCCAUAAAGUCUGUUGAAAUCAUAUUUUACAAGUUAUGAUGACUCAAUUAAUAUAUCUGAUAGAUAUAGAAUUUAGAAAGCUUUAAGAUUUGCUAUUUUGACAAAUGGAUAAUCAAUAACAUCUCCAUUUAAUGAAUAAGAUCCACGACUAAGUGAUGAAAUGGAUAUUAGAGGUUUUUUUAUUACAGAACCUCAAAUAAAUAUUUCUAAAAAAAUUUAUUCAAGGUAAUUAUUAGAUUAUUAUAUACGAUAAUAGGUGUGAUGAAAUGAUUCGAUAAGGAAUUUUGGAGGAAUUCUACUAAUUUUAUUUGAUGCUAGAUUAAAAAGAUUUUCGUGUUACUACACCUAUCGGGUUUGAUGAAUUUAUAAAUUUAAUGAAAUGUUUUUAAAAUAUCUUUGAGGGAAGAUAUAUAUCUAAUAGAAGAGCAGAAAAAUAGAAAAGAGAAUAUGUUGUGAAAUUUAUAUAACAAUUUUAUGUAAAAUCACGAUAAUAUGCAUCAUAUUAACGAAAAUAUUUUAGAUCUAAUUUAAAGGAAUUUAUAUGGAUAGAUAAUAGAACAAUAAGUAUUCCAUAAUUAAUAAUGUAAUAUUACAAUUGUGAUCGAGAGGAAUAUGAAACAAGAGUAAAUUCAGAAUAGAAUGAAGGAUUGAAAAAUGAAUAGGGAUCAACAUUACUUGGUAAAUAGAAUGAUCCAAUGCCAUCAAAGGAAAUAUAAGAUAUAGUAUAUAAAAAAGUUUAAGAAAUAAUGGAAUAAUGAAUAUCUAAAUAUGUGUAU